Paramacrobiotus metropolitanus is the source of this 1805-nucleotide messenger RNA. Its product is annotated as bystin-like. The record is from RefSeq and is a predicted model, not a curated record. Gene Ontology annotation, molecular function: snoRNA binding. Gene Ontology annotation, biological process: rRNA processing. Gene Ontology annotation, cellular component: nucleolus; cytoplasm; preribosome, small subunit precursor. Bases 224 to 1525 code for a protein of 433 amino acids. The transcript has 8 exons. Lineage: Eukaryota; Metazoa; Tardigrada; Eutardigrada; Parachela; Macrobiotidae.
UCUAGGCACCUACUGAACACCCAUGAGGAGACAGUCAGUUGCAUUUUGACUAGGAGGCCUGUGAGUCUGCGACACACAGCCUUAGCACAAGUCAGAUGAAACUUUUUCCGUUUUUCGGAAUAGUUUUGUGAUUUUCAGUAAACGAAGCUUCACUUCGAAGGGAACGCUGUUCAUUAUAUUUCGUUUCUUUUACUCGAAUUUAACAAAAACGUUUUGCGUGAAAAUGGGUAAAAUUAAGAGGCUGAAGUUGUCUAAGCAGCAGCGCACGAAGGAUCAGUCCCUGACCCAUCAGAUUAUCCAAGAUGAAACUGCGAAACCAACAACUCGCACCAAAGAACGCAAGCGCCAUGAUGUUCACGAGAAGUAUGUUGAAAGUAAUCUGUCGGAAAAGAUCCUUCGUCAGGCUCGUGAGCAACAGGAAGAGCUGGAAGAGACUGUCGGACUGGAACCUGCCCCGAAAACCUCUUCAGCCAUUUUUAAGCCGUCAACAGCGGGCAAAGCUGGCUCUGAUGCUGAGGGAGAUAUAUACGAGGACCAGGAGGAACCCGGCGAGGAUGCCAAUGAAUUCUACGAGCCCAUUAAUAUCUCAGAGGAGGAUGAGCAGGCUUUGGAGAUGUUCAUGACCAAAGAUGCGCCUGCGCGGAAAUCCCUCCAGGAGAUCUUGCGCGGGAGGCUAUCCGAGAAAAAAACUGAACUGGAAACAGCCGUAUCAGAACCAGCCAGCUUGAUUGUGCAGAAACUGCAUCCGGAACUGAUCGAACUGUACCAAGGAGUGCGAGAUGUUCUCAAGAAGUAUCGCAGCGGAAAAUUGCCUAAAGCAUUUAAAGUUAUUCCGAAAAUGCCGAAUUGGGAACAGGUUCUAUACGUGACAGAACCUGAAAAUUGGUCAGCUGCUGCUAUGUUUCAAGCCACUCGAUUAUUCGCUUCGAAUUUGAAAGAUCGACUCGCCCAGAGGUUUUAUUUUUUGGUUUUGCUUCCUCGGAUACGGGAUGAUAUCGCUGAGUACAAACGCUUAAAUUUCCAUCUGUAUCAAGCACUUCGAAAGUCUUUAUUCAAACCGGGAGCAUUUUUCAAAGGAUUUUUGUUACCACUCUGUGAGAGUGGGACCUGCACUCUUCGAGAAGCCGUGAUUGUUAGCAGCGUGAUGGCGAAAAAUUCCAUUCCCAUGUUACACUCUGCUGCUGCAAUAAUGAAAAUCGCCGAAAUGAAUUAUACCGGUGCCAACAGCGUUUUCCUCCGGACUUUACUGGAUAAAAAAUAUGCACUUCCUUGCCCAGUUAUUGAUGCUACGGUGUACCACUUUAUCAGAUUCAUGAGUGAGAAACGAAAGUUGCCUGUCCUUUGGCACCAAAGCCUUCUGACUUUUGUGCAGCGCUAUAAAGAAGAUUUGGCCAGUGAGCAGAAGGAAGGACUAAUAGAAUUGACCAGCCAUCAGUACCAUUAUCAGCUCUCACCGGAAAUUCGCCGCGAAUUGAUUAACGCAAAAAGUCGAGAUAUUGAGCAAGCUAUCCCAAUGGAAGAAUGAACUGUUGUGCGGACAUACUUACGACUGAUUGUCCAGCGGUCCACUAAUGUAUUGACUACAGUACUGAAAAUUAAAAGAACCGAUCGCUAUUAUUGCGAUGAUCCACUUGUAAAUUUACAUGACUUGUAAAAGCCAGCUGGGUGCACGGCAGCACGUUGAAACAUCCGCUUGCUUCUUGUUGUUGUCACCACUUCAACCACGGCUGUUUUGCAAACGACAAAUAUCAAGGAUUCAAGAGAUAGCUUUUGUAAUUUUGUUUCGCUUGGCUCUUUAAAAAUCA